UCUAAUCUCUACCUAAACUUUAUGGGAUCCACUUAAUGCCUCUAGAAGGUCUACGCUUUCACUAUUUCCCUUAAAUUUACACAAUUGCCAUUUUUCAUGAUAAUACCAACAGUUUUCUCCUUAUAUAUACAGAGAAAAAGCUUCAUACUCUCUUGGGGUUAUACGAGAAAGAGAAGAACACUAAUGGAGAAAGAAGACGACAACACGGCGUCGUUUAGUCCUAGCUUUAGCAGUUACGCUAACGACGGACUCGUUGAAACCGCCGAGCGAGUUCGACUUGAAUGUUCCGGUGAGUACAACAACAACGACGGCGACGAUGGCUUCGAAUUCGUUAAUAUACGAUCGGAUUACGAGGCGGAGGCGUCUUUCCCCGGCGACUGCGAUCUCGUGUUCCCGGUUUUCAACCAGGCUGUAAUCUCCAAAACCUCCGACGAGUCUUCGCGUCCGGCGGUUAAGACUCGACUGAGGGAUCUGUUCCUCCGCGACGAUCGCGAAGAUUCUUCGUCGUCGUCUUCGUCCGAUGAAGAGAAAGAGCUGGACGGAGUUUCGAGCGAGAUUUACUGUGCGUGGACGCCGGAGAAAUCAUCGAAGGGCGUUUGGAGAAAGAGCAAAUCGACGGGAUCAUCAUCAUCAUCGUCGUCGUCGAGGCGGUGGAGGAUUAGGGACUUGUUGAAGAGAAGUUACAGCGAAGGGAAGCAGUCGCUUAGUUUCCUGAAUUCGAAAUCGAGAAACAGAGACGAGGAAGCGUCGACGAAGAAGGAGAAGGUUUCUUCUUCGGCACAUGAGAAGUUUUAUCUGAAGAAGAAAGCGAAGAAGGAAGAAGAGAAGAGAAAAUCGUAUCUACCGUAUAAGCAAUUUGGGCUCUUCUUCUUCAACGUUCAUCAUCGCUGACGAAACACUCUUCCUUCCUGAUUUUAUUUUCUUUUUUACCGUAAUUACAGCAAUAUCGUCAAUCUCGAGAAGGCUUUUCAUUUAUGUUUUGGGCCACAACGGUCCGGCCCAUUGGUUAAUAACGAAAAUGAAGUGGGCAUUUCAAUAAGAACAAAGAUUAAAUUGUCA
Messenger RNA from Raphanus sativus (radish), 1059 nucleotides. RefSeq lists its product as uncharacterized. NCBI's taxonomy places the organism in Eukaryota, Viridiplantae, Streptophyta, Magnoliopsida, Brassicales, Brassicaceae. The transcript has a single exon. The coding region runs from base 97 to 891 and encodes 264 amino acids. The record is from RefSeq and is a predicted model, not a curated record.